Penicillium verhagenii is the source of this 603-nucleotide messenger RNA. Its product is annotated as 40S ribosomal protein eS7. Gene Ontology annotation, biological process: rRNA processing; translation; ribosomal small subunit biogenesis. Lineage: Eukaryota; Fungi; Ascomycota; Eurotiomycetes; Eurotiales; Aspergillaceae. Gene Ontology annotation, cellular component: small-subunit processome; ribosome; 90S preribosome. The transcript has 3 exons. The record is from RefSeq and is a predicted model, not a curated record. The coding region runs from base 1 to 603 and encodes 200 amino acids. Gene Ontology annotation, molecular function: structural constituent of ribosome.
AUGGCUGCCGUCAACAAGAUUGCCCUGAACUCGCCCUCCCGGCAGAACCCCUCCGAGUUGGAGACCGCCAUCGCCGGCGCUCUUUUCGACUUGGAGAGCAACACACAGGACCUGAAGGCCACCCUUCGUCCUCUGCAGUUCGUCUCUGCCCGUGAGGUUGAGGUCGGCCACGGCAAGAAGGCCAUCGUUGUCUUCGUCCCCGUUCCCCUUCUCCAGGGCUUCCACAAGAUCCAGCAGCGCCUCACCCGCGAGCUGGAGAAGAAGUUCUCUGACCGCCACGUCCUCUUCGUCGCUCAGCGCCGCAUCCUGCCCCGCCCCAAGCGCUCCGUCAACUCUCGCUCCACCCAGACCCAGAAGCGCCCCCGUUCCCGCACUCUGACCGCUGUCCACGACUCCAUCCUCGCCGAUCUCGUCUACCCCGUCGAGAUCGUCGGCAAGCGCAUCCGCACCAAGGAGGACGGCAGCAAGACCCUCAAGGUUGUUCUGGAUGAGAAGGAGAAGGGUGGUGUUGACCACCGUCUCGACGCCUACGGCGAGGUCUACCGUCGUUUGACCGGCCGCAACGUUGUGUUCGAGUUCCCCCAGAGCGGCGCUGAGUACUAA